Molecule: messenger RNA, 2033 nt
Organism: Caenorhabditis auriculariae
Lineage: Eukaryota; Metazoa; Nematoda; Chromadorea; Rhabditida; Rhabditidae
Source: the annotation of a GenBank genome assembly
AUGGAAUAUCAAGAAAAGCUUCGAUUUGCCGUCAGCUGCUCCAGCAAUAUGAAUCGCAGCAUGGAGGCGCAUAGUAUUCUCAAGUUCGUUAUUUUAUUGAAGUUAUCUUUGAUUUGUAUUUUUUUCCAAACGGUCAUCUACUUCCACUUUAAAUAUUUUUUUCAGAUGGGAAUUUUUUUCGACUCUUCGAGCCGUAAACUUUAUCAAAAGCAUGAAGAAUGAAAAUUUUCUAUAGAACGAUUUUUUUUUAUUCCUCAGUCUGUCUGUUUUUUAUUGGUUUGUUUGAUAGAACUAAAUAAAAAUUGUUUGAUGUGAGAAAAAUUCAUUAAUUUAAAUCUGUUAGAAGGAUAAUAGGAAGGCUUUCUACUACCAGAAAUAAUUAUCCGAGAAAAUAAUAUAUGGGGCGAAAAAUUUCGUUGAAAAUUUGAAGGCAAAAUCACGAUUUAGACAUUUUUUUUGUCAGACAUACACUGUCAAAUUACUGCAUCAAAUUUAUAUUUUGAUAAGGAACGAAAGUAGUUGAUUAGGUACUUCAGUUUUGACCUUUUUCGAUAAAAAAUUCUGAAAAAUUGCUUGAAGUCGAGGCAAGGCUUUCACACUUCAGAAAACGGGGUUUCAACAUCGAAUCGUACGGUUCGGGAAAUCAGGUGAAGAUGCCCGGGCCAAGCAUCGACCGGCCGAAUUGCUACGAGUUCGGCACCACAACCUACGAUUUCAUCUACAAUGACCUUCGUCAUAAAGAUGUUCAUAUGUCGGUGUCCUCUUUGUGGGAAAUUCUCGGAAGGAAAGAUUGAAGGUACACUCAAAACGGCCUCCUCAACAUGGUCGACCGCAAUCGACGCAUCAAAAAGUGUCCACAGAGGUUUCAAAACGAAACGCGCGAAUUCGACAUCGUCAUUUGUUUAGAAGAACGAGUUUAUGACCAGGUUAUCGUUGAUUUUAUAUGGCUUUUUUCCAAAGAUUUUAAUUGAUCUGCAAAAAUAAACUUUUUAUAUGUUAAGAGAACUUGAAGCUUGAAAGAAUGAUUUGAAGACCAGGUAUCGUUGAUUUUGAGCGAACUACUAUUCUGGAUUUCAAUGUAUCAUUUUUUUAUAGGUUAUUAAAACUGUUUAUUUAGCUGAAGGUUCAUCUCCGAAACAAUUCUCAAUAAGAUGAAUCCAAAAAUGGCUUUUGAAGACAAUUUUUUUUUCAGCUAACUAAGGUUCAAUGGUUACGACUUCAAGCUCGCCAAAAAUUCAUAAAAUUCAUAGAACCGUUAUCAACUCAUUUUAAUGUCAUGUCGUAAUUCACCCUUAAAACUUUUAGUUAGCUAGAAAUCACCUUCAAAGGCGUCCAAAAUCUAAAUAGGUUUCUCAGUAGGAUUUGAAUAUAGCUGAGAAAAGCCCAUGAAGUUAUGAAGAAACCUUUUCUGAAUGGUGUGAAGAUCCUGAAAAGAUCAAUCCGCAAAAUUUUGAUGAAUUUGACAUUUAAAAUUUGGAAGUUUUGAAUAGGUCUUUUUAGUUUUUUUUUGCUCAUAGAUUCAUUCCUAUCGGUUUCUAGCUCACAUAAGUUUUUCUUUUACUUUUCAACGUUUUCCGAAUUAAACUUAGCAAGAGUUCUGAAAUGUUGGAAGGCUAAAUAAUUGAGAAACCUUAAAAAUUCCAGAACCGCUUGAUUAUUUCUGAUCAUUUCUCAGGUAGUUGACCACCUGACGCGAAGAACUGGUCUGACGGGUAACGUGGUGCACGUGAUAAACAUCGACAUCGAGGAUAAUCCCGAAGAAGCGACGUUAGGCGCUUUUUUCGUCGCCGAGAUUUGCAGCAAGGUUUGAAAAACAUUGAAAGUUGGAAGAAUCUCAAAAUCAUCUUCAAAAAAGAUCCUGAAUUUUGUUUGAAAAAGCAUGGAAAAAGUAUGGAUCUAAAAAAAAAAAUAAAUUCGAGUGUUUUCAGUUAGAGUCUUGUGAGGACGUCGACAAUGAAAUCGACGAGAUUUUGGCCGAAUUUGAGGUGAAAAACCCGCGACGGAACAUGCUCCACACGGUUUGCUACUAUUAA